CCACCUAAGGCGUCACCAUCUGGAGGCUUUCCAGCUCUGGAUGUUGUCAUUAUCGGUGUGUUCAGAUCCACAUAGGCCCCACCCUGCUGGUUGUGGAGUGUUUCGGGAGCAGAGGGGUGCAGGAUAGACCGCGAUCUUGGUUUAACUGAACGGACUGCUUGUUGAUCUGGGCUGCAGAAACACCUCAACUCAGAUCCAGGUCGCACUUUGGUGUCACCAUGAGCUUCUUGACCGCGGCCACCACUCUGCUGUUUCUACUGGCAGGAGCUGUAGCAGCCCUUCAGAGCCCAGACACGGUGUUCCUGGAAAAGCAGCAGGCGAGCUCGCUGAUUUCCCGCCAGAAGAGGAACCAGCCUGGGUCCAACCUGGAGAAGGAGUGCAUGGAGAAACUGUGCACCUACGACGAGGCUAGAAGGUUCUUCCAAGACACGUACCGCACGGAUAUCUUCUGGUCAGUCUACGUUGAUGGAGACCAGUGUGUAAGUAACCCCUGCCAGAACGGAGCCCUGUGUUCAGACAGUGUGGGAGGCUACGACUGUGUCUGCAAGUCGGGUUUCUCAGGCAUCCACUGCGAGAAAGAUGAGACUCUGUGCAUCCUGGAAAAGGACAAGGGCUGCUCCCAGUUCUGUAAACCGGGAUACGCCUCCUAUGAGUGUUCAUGUGCGCUGGGAUGGAAGCUCAGCCGCACAGACAAAAAUAAGUGUGAGCCUGCAGUCACAUAUCCUUGCGGUAAAGUCAACGCUUUGAGUCUGAGUUCAUGGGAGGACAGAAAGCGAACCAAUGUCAACAGCAACUUUCAGGGCCUCAGCUGCACUUCCACUGAGUGUCCCUGGCAGGCCCUCCUGAGGAGUUCAGAGUCAGCAGGUUACUGUGGCGGUGUCAUUCUGAAAACCAACCUGGUCCUGACUUCAGCUCAGUGUGCCAACAAAUACAAAUACUUCCAGGUGGUUGUUGGCAAACGCACAACAAACACUGAAGAUGGAGAGCAGUCACGCGAAGUGAAAUUAAUCCACGUCCAUCCGAGCUAUGUGCAGGAUCGCCCUGAAUACGACUUGGCUGUGGUUGAACUUCGUGACCCCAUCACAUUGAAGAGAGAGGUGAUUCCUGUUUGUCUGCCAGAAAAAGAUUUUGCAGACAAUGUCCUGAUGACGGCGGGCGCGAUGGUUACCGGCUGGAAAGAAUCCCAGGACGGAUCUGCCUUUCAGGGCCCGCUCACUCUUAACCACCUGGACUAUGACUCACUUUCUAACUGUGUGGCGGCUCACCCAGAUCUGAUGACCAAUAAGAUGGGAUGCACGACUCGCCGGCCGAACGCUGACUGCAGCAUGAGCUCUGGCAGCCCCGUGGUCACCCUCCACAGGGACGUGUUCUUCCUCACUGGGGUGAUCACCAAGGCUCCAGAUGCAGACUGCACCAAAGGCUACAUCUUCCAGAAAGUAUCACGCCAUCUUGGCUGGCUUCUACCAAUCAUGGGCUCCCGUUAGAUAGACAGUGGAAUGAAUGAAAACUACAGGGUAAUGCAGGUACUGAUGAACAUUUCCAUGUGUGCUUUAGCUCAGUCUUAAUCUUACCUUUCUCUCUUUAAACCCUAUCUGUCUCCUGUUGGGAACAACCACAUAGUCUCACCCUUUAAGAUAAAUACCAUUUAUCACUGCAGACUUCCACCUUCAUCCCACGGUGGCUCUGUACUAAAACUUGACAGAGAAGCGCUUCAUUCUGUGUAUCCAUCGACUGCCACUACAGCCAACCGCAGUAAAAGAGCAGUGAAUUAUUCAGCAUGUGUUUUGUGAUGUGAACAUACCUUUUAAUAGCUUUUAAGUGAUGUUAUUUUUAUCUCUGUACUGGUUGACAUGCACCUCGUAAACACUGGUUAUCACUGUUUUAUGAAUGUAAUAAACCUCUAUACCACACUUCA
Sphaeramia orbicularis (orbiculate cardinalfish) is the source of this 1915-nucleotide messenger RNA. RefSeq names its product protein Z, vitamin K-dependent plasma glycoprotein a (gene proza). The coding region runs from base 219 to 1484 and encodes 421 amino acids. The record is from RefSeq and is a predicted model, not a curated record. Gene Ontology annotation, molecular function: calcium ion binding; serine-type endopeptidase activity. Lineage: Eukaryota; Metazoa; Chordata; Actinopteri; Kurtiformes; Apogonidae. The transcript has 9 exons. Gene Ontology annotation, cellular component: extracellular region. Gene Ontology annotation, biological process: proteolysis; blood coagulation.